CGCCGUGGCUCCGCAGUCCCGUGUGUGGAAGCUGCGGGGGCGGGGCGAGGAAGAGGAGGACGAAGAGGAGGAGGAAGAGGACGCUGCAUUGUUUUCACUCUCCGGCCGCCAAGAACCGAGCGGGACUCCGCGGCGCGUACGUCGGCCUUCAGGUGUAGGAAAGCAGCGUCUCGGCCCGCCACUCGGUGCCGCGUGUGUUUGAGGCCCGCGUGGCUGGCAGCAGCAGCAGGAAGCAGAAGGAAGGACUCGGCGGCGGCACAGUGGCAUUGAGGUGAAGAUGACGUCGGUAGCGGCGGAGUUCGAGCACAUGGAGAUCCAGCAGCAGUACAACAGUGAAGGCGUCAACAACCGCUGGGACGCCGACGACUGGGACAACGAGAACAGCUCGGCUCGGCUUUUCGAGCGCUCGCGCAUCAAAGCGCUCGCAGCUUUGGACUACCCCUCUCCCGGUCCCGUGCGGGGGUCCAGCCCGGGCCCCAGCUUCUCGGGCCAGGCGGCCUUCAACUACAACCAGCUGGAGGGUCGCUUCAAACAGCUCCAAGAUGAGCGUGAGGCCGUGCAGAAGAAGACCUUCACCAAAUGGGUCAACUCCCACCUCUCCAGAGUCUCCUGUCGGAUCACCGACCUCUACGUGGACCUGAGGGACGGCCGCAUGCUCAUCAAGCUGCUGGAGGUCCUGUCAGGAGAGAGACUGCCCAAACCCACCAAAGGCCGCAUGAGGAUUCACUGUCUGGAGAACGUGGACAAGGCUCUGCAGUUCUUGAAGGAGCAGAAGGUGCACCUGGAGAACAUGGGCUCCCACGACAUCGUGGACGGAAACCACCGCCUCACCCUGGGCCUCAUCUGGACUAUCAUCCUCCGCUUCCAGAUCCAGGACAUCAGCGUGGAGACGGAGGACAACAAGGAGAAGAAGUCUGCCAAGGAUGCUCUGCUGCUGUGGUGUCAGAUGAAGACCGCAGGAUACCCAAACGUCAACAUCCACAACUUCUCCACCAGCUGGAGGGACGGCAUGGCCUUCAACGCCAUCAUCCACAAACACAGGCCGGACCUGAUUGACUUUGACAAGCUGAAGAAGUCCAACGCUCACCACAACCUGCAGAACGCCUUCAACCUGGCCGAGCAUCACCUGGGCCUCACCAAGCUGCUCGACGCCGAGGACAUCAGCGUGGACCACCCUGACGAGAAGUCCAUCAUCACCUACGUGGUCACUUACUACCACUACUUCUCCAAGAUGAAGGCCCUCAAGGUGGAGGGCAAGCGAAUCGGGAAGGUUUUGGACAACGCCAUCGAGACGGAGAAGAUGAUCAAUAAGUACGAGUCUUUGGCUUCGGACCUGCUGGAGUGGAUCGAGCAGACCAUCAUCAUCCUCAACAACAGGAAGUUUGCCAACUCGCUGGUGGGCGUCCAGCAGCAGCUGCAGGCCUUCAACACCUACAGGACCGUGGAGAAGCCGCCAAAGUUCACAGAAAAGGGCAACCUGGAGGUCCUUCUGUUCACCAUUCAGAGCAAGAUGAGGGCCAACAACCAGAAGGUGUACACCCCUCGAGAGGGCAAACUCAUCUCCGACAUUAACAAGGCGUGGGAGCGUCUGGAGAAGGCAGAGCACGAGCGGGAGCUGGCGCUGAGGACGGAGCUGAUCCGCCAGGAGAAACUGGAGCAGCUUGCUCGACGCUUCGACCGCAAGGCCGCCAUGAGGGAGACGUGGCUGAGCGAGAACCAGCGCCUGGUCUCCCAGGACAACUUUGGCUUCGACCUCCAGGCGGUGGAAGCGGCCACCAAGAAGCACGAGGCCAUCGAGACGGACAUCGCCGCCUACGAGGAGCGCGUCCAGGCGGUGGUGUCCGUGGCCAAGGAGCUGGAGGCGGAGAAUUACCACGACAUCAAGCGCAUCACGGCCAGGAAGGACAACGUGAUCCGCCUGUGGGAGUACCUGCUGGAGCUGCUGAAGGCCCGCCGGCUGAGGCUGGAGCAGAACUUGGGUCUGCAGAGGGUCUUCCAGGAGAUGCUCUACAUCAUGGACUGGAUGGACGAGAUGAAGAUGCUGCUGCUCUCGCAGGACUACGGCAAGCACCUGCUGGGCGUGGAGGACCUGCUGCAGAAGCACGCCUUGGUGGAAGCUGACAUCGGCGUCCAGGCCGACCGGGUCAAGAACGUAAACGCCAACGCUCAGAAGUUCGCCGGCGACACAGAAGGUUACAAACCCUGCGACCCUCAGAUCAUCAGGGACCGCGUGGCCCACCUGGAGUUCUGCUACCAGGAGCUCAGCCAGCUGGCGGCCGAGCGGCGAGCACGCCUGGAGGAGUCGCGCCGCCUCUGGAAGUUCUUCUGGGAAAUGGCCGAAGAGGAGGGCUGGAUCCGGGAGAAGGAGCAGAUCCUGUCCUCGGAGGACUACGGCAAGGACCUGACGGGCGCCGUGCGGCUGCUGAGUCAGCACAAAGCCCUGGAGGACGAGACCACGGGGCGGGCCGCCCACCUGCAGCAGACCAUCAAGCAGGGCCAGGAACUGGUGGCUAACAAGCACUUUGGAGCCGACAAGAUCCAGGAACGCAUCCUGGACAUCCAGGACCAGUGGGCGUCCCUGGAGCGGCUCUCUGCUGUACGCAAAGCUCGCCUGCAGGAGGCGUGCAACCAGCACCAGUUCCAAGCGGACGCCGACGAUAUCGACACGUGGAUGCUGGACGUGCUGCGCAUCGUCUCCAGCGUGGACGUGGGCCACGACGAGUUCUCCACGCAGGCCCUGGUGAAGAAGCACAAAGACGUGGCCGAGGAGAUCGGCAGCUACCGUCCCGUCAUCGACGCCCUGCACGAGCAGUCGCGCACGCUUACGCCAGAGAAGGCCGACUCCGAGGAGGUCCGCAGUCGUCUGGCGGGCAUCGAGGAGCGCUACAAGGAGGUGGCGGAGCUGACGCGCCUGAGGAAACAGGCGCUGCAAGACGCGCUGGCGCUGUACAAAAUGCUGAGCGAGGCCAGCGCCUGCGAGGUGUGGAUCGACGAGAAGGAGCAGUGGCUCAACAGCAUGGACAUCCCCGAGAAGCUGGAGGACCUGGAGGUGGUCCAGCACCGCUUCGAGAGUCUGGAGCCGGAGAUGAACAGUCAGGCGUCCCGCGUUGCCGUCGUCAACCAGGUUGCUAGGCAACUCAUCCACAGCCAACACCCCGGUGAGAAGGAAAUCAAGUCCCAGCAGGACAAGCUCAACACCAGGUGGAGUCAAUUCCGAGACCUGGUGGACCAGAAGAAGGACAGCCUGAGCUCCGCUCUGGGAGUCCAGAACUACCACCUGGAGUGCAAUGAAACCAAGUCGUGGAUCAAAGAGAAGACCAAGGUCAUCGAGUCCACCCAGGAGCUGGGUAACGACCUGGCGGGCGUCAUGGCGCUGCAGAGGAAGUUGACGGGAAUGGAGCGGGACCUGGCCGCUAUCGAGGACAAGCUGGCCGACCUGGGAAAAGAGGCGGAGCGUUUGGGCUCGGAGCACACGGAGCAGUCUGAGGCCAUCAAGGGACGGCUGGCGGAGAUUACGGGCGUGUGGGAGGAGAUGAAGGACACCAUGAAGAACCGGGAGGAAUCUCUGGGCGAGGCCAGCAAGCUGCAGCAGUUCCUGCGCGAGCUGGACGACUUCCAGUCGUGGCUGUCGCGGACGCAGACGGCCAUCGCCUCCGAGGACAUGCCCAACACGCUGGCAGAGGCCGAAAAGCUGCUGACCCAGCACGAGGGCAUCAAGAACGAGAUCCGCAACUACGAGGAGGACUACCAGAAGAUGCGCGACAUGGGCGAGAUGGUGACGCAGGGCCAGACGGACGCGCAGUACAUGUUUCUGCGCCAGCGGCUCCAGGCGCUGGACACCGGCUGGAACGAGCUGCACAAGAUGUGGGAGAACCGCCAGAACCUGCUGUCCCAGUCUCACUCCUACCAGCUCUUCCUCAGGGACACCAAGCAGGCCGAGGCCUUCCUCAACAAUCAGGAGUACGUCCUGGCCCACACCGAGAUGCCCACCACCUUGGAGGGCGCCCAGGCCGCCAUCAAGAAGCAGGAGGACUUCAUGACCACCAUGGACGCCAACGAGGAGAAGAUCAGUGGCGUGGUGGACACCGGCCGCCGCCUGGUCACCGACGGCAACAUCAACACCGAGCGCAUCCAGGACAAGGUGGACUCCAUCGACCAGCGGCACCAAAAGAACCGAGCGGACGCCAACGACCUGCUGAUGAGGCUGAAGGACAACAGAGACCUACAGAAAUUCCUGCAGGACUGCCAGGAGCUGUCCUUGUGGAUCAACGAGAAGAUGCUGACAGCUCAGGACAUGACCUACGACGAGGCCCGCAACCUUCACAGCAAGUGGCUCAAACACCAGGCCUUUAUGGCCGAGCUGCAGUCCAACAAAGAGUGGCUGGACAAGAUACAGAAGGACGGCAAGACGCUAAUGGCGGAGAAGCCCGAGACAGAGGCCAUGGUUCGAGAGAAGCUGGCGUCGCUGAAGAAGAUGUGGGAGGAGCUGGAGUCCACCACGCAGACCAAGGCCAAGUGUCUGUUCGACGCCAACAAGGCGGAGCUCUUCACGCAGAGCUGUGCCGACCUGGACAAGUGGCUGGCCAACCUGGACGGGCAGCUGCAGUCCGACGACUACGGCAAAGACCUGACCUCGGUCAACAUCCUGCUCAAGAAACAGCAGAUGCUGGAGAGCCAGGUGGAGGUGCGCCAGAAGGAGGUGCAGGAGCUGCAGAGUCAGUCGCAGGUGCUCAGUCAGGAGGGCAAAGGCUCAGAGGAGGUGGACGGUCAGCGGAUCGGCGUGGAGAAGAAGUUCUGCUCUCUCCAGGCGCCGCUGCAGAGCCGCCGGGAAAACCUCAUGGCCUCACGCGAAAUCCACCAGUUCAACCGCGACGUGGAGGACGAGAUCCUGUGGGUGGAGGAGAGAAUGCCCGUGGCCACCUCCACAGACCACGGACACAACCUUCAGACCGUCCAGCUGCUCAUCAAGAAGAACCAGACCCUGCAGAAAGAGAUCCGGGGCCAUCAGCCGCGCUACGACGACAUCUUCCAGCGCAGCCAGCACAUCCUGAGGCAGGACCGGCCGACCACCGAGCUCAUCCGCCGGCGUCUGGCCGAGCUGCAGGCGCUGUGGGAGCAGAUCCGCAAGGAGACGGAGAAGCGCCACUCCCGCCUGAGCGAGGCCCACGAGGCUCAGCAGUACUACUUCGACGCCGCCGAGGCCGAAGCCUGGAUGAGCGAACAGGAGCUCUACAUGAUGUCCGAGGAGAAGGCCAAGGACGAGCAGAGCUCGGUGGCCAUGUUGAAGAAGCACCAGAUUCUAGAGCAGGCGGUGGAGGACUACGCAGACACCGUCCACCAGCUGUCCAGCACCAGCCGAGGUCUGGUGGCUGCCGAGCACCCCGACAGCGAGCGCAUCGGAAUGCGCCAGUCGCAGGUGGACAAGCUCUACGCCGGCUUGAAGGAUCUGUCGGAGGAACGUCGAGGGAAGCUGGAUGAGCGCUUCCGUCUCUUCCAGCUCAACAGGGAAGUGGACGACCUGGAGCAGUGGAUCGCGGAGAGGGAGGUAGUCGCCGGCUCGCACGAGCUGGGCCAGGACUACGAGCACGUGACGAUGCUGCAGGAGCGCUUCCGAGAAUUUGCUCGCGACACGGGCAACAUCGGCCAAGAGCGCGUGGACGGCGUCAACCGGCUGGCGGACGAGCUGAUCAACGGCGGCCACGGCGACGCCGCCACCGUCGCCGAGUGGAAGGACGGCCUGAACGAGGCCUGGGCCGACCUGCUGGAGCUCAUCGACACGCGCACGCAGAUCCUGGCCGCCUCCUUCGAGCUGCACAAGUUCUACCACGACGCCAAGGAGAUCCUGGGACGCAUCCUGGACAAGCACAAGAAGCUUCCCGAGGAGCUGGGCCGCGACCAGAACACGGUGGAGACGCUGCAGAGGAUGCACACCACCUUCGAACACGACAUCCAGGCUCUGGGCACGCAGGUGCGACAGCUUCAAGAAGAUGCAGUCCGCCUGCAGUCUGCGUACGCUGGAGAUAAAGCUGACGACAUCCAGAAGAGAGAAGGAGAGGUUCUGGAGGCCUGGAAGAACCUUCUAGAAGCGGUAGAAGGCCGUCGUGGAAAGCUAGUAGACACAGGAGACAAGUUCCGUUUCUUCAGUAUGGUGCGAGACUUGAUGUUGUGGAUGGAGGAUGUCAUCCGACUCAUCGAGGCUCAGGAGAAGCCACGGGACGUGUCGUCGGUGGAGCUGCUGAUGAACAACCACCAGGGCAUCAAGGCGGAGAUCGACGCCCGCAACGACAGCUUCACUUCCUGCAUCGAGUUGGGCAAGUCCCUCCUGGCCAGGAAGCACUACGCGUCUGAGGAGAUCAAAGAAAAGUUGCUGCAGUUGACGGACAAGAGGAAAGAUAUGAUUGACAAGUGGGAGGACCGAUGGGAGUGGCUUAGGCUGGUCUUGGAGGUGCACCAGUUCUCGCGGGACGCGGGCGUGGCCGAGGCGUGGCUGCUGGGCCAGGAGUCGUACUUAUCCAGCCGCGAGAUGGGACAGAACGUGGACGAGGUGGAGAAGCUCAUCAAACGCCACGAGGCCUUCGAGAAGUCCGCCGCCACCUGGGAGGAACGCUUUGCGGCGCUGGAGAGGUUGACCACGAUGGAGUUGUUGGAAGUGCGAAGAAGGCAAGAAGAGGAAGAGAGGAAGAACCAACCCCCCGCUGAGGCUCCGCCUUCUCAGGACGCCGCGCAGCACCGGGAGGGGGAGCAGCCGAGCCACAACGGGCUGGCGUCUGAGCAGGACUCUCCCAGGGACGCCGAAGGAGGCGAUGUUGUGAACGGCUUGUCCGAGCCCAGCCCCACGGGUUCCCCCGGGGCGUCUCGCGGUGGCAAAGCCAGCCUGGCGGCGACCCUGCCGAUUAAGAGUCAGCAAGAGGGGCCGGCGUCGCAGCUGGAGGGCUUCCUGCACCGCAAGCACGAGUGGGAAGGGCACAACAAGAAGGCUUCGAGCAGGUCGUGGCAUCACGUCUACUGCGUGAUCAACCAGCGGGAGAUGGGCUUCUACAAGGACCAGAAGAGCGCCAGUCAGGGCGUGCCGUACCACAGCGAGAUCCCCGUCAGCCUCCAGGACGCCGUCUGCGAGGUGGCGCUCGACUACAAGAAGAAGAAACAUGUCUUCAAACUCAAAAUCACUGACGGUAACGAGUAUCUCUUCCAAGCCAAAGAUGACGAGGAAAUGAACUCGUGGAUCUCCAUUAUUUCGGCGGCCAUCUUGGGCGAGAAAACGGAGGUGACGCCCAGCAGCCAUAGCACGCCGGCACCUUCCGCACGCGCUCAGACGCUGCCGGCCUCGGUCACCACGGCGACCGCGGCGCCACCGGCCGAGUCGAGCCCCGGCAAGCGAGAGAAAGACAAAGAGAAACGCUUCAGUUUGUUCAGCAAGAAGAAAUAAACGCUCCUCCCUACUUCCUGUUCUCCCUCCUAUCCUACUUCCUGUCCUCCUCCUCUUCCCUUGGUGCUGAUUGGCUACGUCCCUCGUCAUGACCACAUGUUGCAUGAGGGCUGUUACCAUAGCAACUAAACACUUCACUCCAUUAAAGUUCAACAAUAUUCACUUUACAACCUGCAACUAUCUGGACGCUUUCCUAGUCCCCCUUAGUCCAUCCUGGUCCCUUCGAGUCUGUCCUGGUCCCCCAUUGUCCCUGCGUACCCCUACUUGUCCCUCCUAACCCCUCCCAGUCCAUCCCGGUCCCUCCCAGCCACUCCUGGUCCCUCCUAGUCUUUCCCGGUCCCCCAUUGUCUAUCUGUGCCCCUACUUGUUCCUCCUGAUCCCUCCGAGUCUUUUUUGGUCCCCCCUAGUCCAUCCUGGUCCGUCCCAGUCCUUCCUGGUCCCCCCUAGUCCAUCCUGGUCCCCCCUAGUCCAUCCUGGUCCCUCCCAGUCCUUCCUGGUCCCUCCCAGUACACCCUGGUCCCUCCCAGUCUUUCCUGGUCUCUCCUAGUCCAUCCCGGUCCUUCCCAGUCUUUCCUGAUCCUUCCUAGUCCCUCCUGGUCCCUCACAGUCCGUCCGUGUCCCACCAAGUCUUUCCUGGUCCCUCCCAUCCACCCUAGUCCCUCCCAAUCCACCCUGGUCCCUCCCGGUCCCUCCCAGUCUUUCCUGGUCUCUCCUAGUCCCUCCCAGUCUUUCCUUGUCCCAGCAUGCCAGCUCAAGCCAUAGGUCUCCACUCUGUGCCUAGUGACGGCCCAGUUCAGCUCAGAGUUCCAGUCCCGGUGUAGACCAGGUCCAGUCUGGCGUGCACGUUGAAGGCUCUCCUCUCUUAGCGUCUCUUAGAGUCGUGUUUUUUUCCCGCCUUUCCUUUUUCCCCGCCUCUUCCUCGGCUUCUGGUCCAACGCUGCCUUCGGAUUGGUCGCCUCCCUCCGCGCGUCUUGGAGGAAGUGGACGCCUACUUCCUGUUUGGCGGCGCUAGGGGGCGACGGCGAGCUGAGAGGCGUAUGUAAAGUUGUGUAUAAGAAAUAAUCUCACGUGUUCUUAGUGCUACUAACUGCUUGGCGGAGACAAGACGUCUUCCAAAUGUACGCCAGCCUCUUUUCUUCUCGUCACUCACGCGCUAGAAGGUUCUAGAACACUUUCUCGGACGUGACGGCGCUCGCUUGCUCGUGGGUUGCUUUUGUAGCUUGGUGUGUUCGUCCUGACAGGUGACCACGCCCAGCUCCUCCGCAUGGAAACUCAACAGCCAAUGAGAGCGAGCCUUUGUUUGGGCGCGUUUGUUUUCCACUCCACACGUUCUCCUUUUUUUCUUUUUUUUCUUUUUCUCCGACGUUUUGCAAAGCGUAGUGCGCUCUCUCACUGUUACCAUAGUAACCACACAAUCAAUAAAGCCACGACGUGGGCGGGGCGGGGUGGGUGUGACGGGGACGCGAGGGUCACUGCUGAUUGGACGUGCACCUGUAGACUCCUCCCCCUUUCCUCCUCCCCUCCCCCCUCCUCUCUGUCUGUUACAUUCGUGCAAAAAAAGCCAUUAAAAUGCUUUUAAAACAA
Messenger RNA from Nerophis ophidion (straightnose pipefish), 9010 nucleotides. It is a transcript of the gene sptbn1, whose product is annotated as spectrin, beta, non-erythrocytic 1. Gene Ontology annotation, cellular component: cell junction; plasma membrane; cell projection. Gene Ontology annotation, molecular function: phospholipid binding; actin filament binding; structural constituent of cytoskeleton. Gene Ontology annotation, biological process: actin cytoskeleton organization; protein localization to plasma membrane. The record is from RefSeq and is a predicted model, not a curated record. The transcript has 45 exons. Lineage: Eukaryota; Metazoa; Chordata; Actinopteri; Syngnathiformes; Syngnathidae. Bases 278 to 7426 code for a protein of 2382 amino acids.